UUCAGAGUUAUUAACAUAAACCAAAGCAGAGUGUAAACCCUGCCUGUCUGACUGUUUCCAGGCCAAAGCCACGACUGUGAGAGACGCGCACACACAGUCUUUAUUACAGUCCGAGUAAGUUAACUUCAGAUGCCUGCACUAUGAUUGGGGGAGGAUUUUAAUCAGGUAACUUCAGGGAUACAUCACCACGGUAACUGAUGCUACAGAACCAACCUGCUCUGGAGCAGCUAAUGUUCAAGAUUGGAGAUCCUCAUGCAUGACAUCCCUAUGUACGGACCAAUCAGGUCUUUGAAAAAUAGCGUCACGGUUUGUGAAGAUCCCUCAGAGCUUAGACAGUCUCUGUGUUUAUGACGGAGCAUCGGGAAAACAUUCGUGUAAUGGAAUAACGAUCAUAAUCAAAUAGUAGUUAUAUCCCACACAGACUCAUUUAUCUCCACCGGACAGACGGUCGCACAGUUUAUCUCAAAGUCUGUGCUCGUCUCUUUUGUUUCACACGCUAUCACCACUUUCACUGCCAUAGGACGGCGGUCAGACAAUAACAGCGCACUUACAACAGUAUGUACAUGUAUGUAAUGAUGUCUGUGUGUGUGUGUGCAGGAGAAGCAGUCAGGAGAGAAACUGAGCGAGGCGAAAGUCGUUAAACUAUACGGUCAGAUUCCUCCGAUAGAGAAGAUGGACGUGUCGCUGUCCACGCUGACGAACUGCGAGUGAGUCCUGCAGAUGGACGGCGUCUCAUCGACUCUCACAGAUGUCAUUUGGGAGCCUAAGAGGGACUCGGACUCAGGAGAUUAUAACACAACAGUCCAUUAGAGCUGAAAUAAAGCUCGCAUGCACACGUCUGAUUAAACAUGUCAGGUGCACUUUUCUCACAGCCGAUUGGUCGAUUAAAGUGUUCGUGGCGUUUUCAGGCCCGUGUUGCCGGGCUCAGAUUCUCAGCCCAGGUUCAGAUGCUUCUGCAGGCACGACUCCGAGCAGCUCGACCAAACAAACCCUGAAACCUGAAGGAGGCAGGUAACUACGACUCCCAGGGUGCAUUUCACUCGAUGAGUCUUUUUAAUGGGCUUCAGUUUGAAGACGGUCCCUGAACACUCAUCACGAACACUCAGAACAGAACAGCCUUUAAUGUCAUUGUACAGACACAACAGAGUCAGAGCUUCAGUUAUUUACAGAACAGUGUGAGGGUCACAUGGGAGCAGGAGCGUCAGUGUCUUUGAUGUGUUGCUUCUUCCUCCACAGGCAACUGUCUCUGUCCACAAACUGCAUAGAGAAAAUAACCAACCUCAACGGCCUGAGUGAGUGACACACACACACACAGUCAGUGUGUAAUGUGAUGUUUUGUCCUUCCAGAGAACCUGAAGAUCUUGUCUUUAGGGAGGAACAACAUCAGACUGCUCACCGGGCUGGUAAGUCACGAAUACGGAGGCUGAGAAGGUGGUCGGUGUGUGUCUGUAAAGCUGUGUGUGUGUGUGUGUGUGUGUGUGUGUGUGUGUGUGUGUAGGAGGCCGUAGGUGACACGCUGGAACAGCUGUGGGUCUCUUAUAACCAGUUGGAGAAGCUGAAUGGAAUCCAGUGGCUGAAGAGCCUGAGAGUCCUGUACAUGUCCAACAACCUGGUGAAAGACUGGAGUAAGUUUGAAAAGAACCGAGGCUUCAGGAAUACUGACUCAAACCAAUUUGUUUUUAGUUUCUCCUUGUUGCUGAUUGGUGGGAUCUGGAUGUGAUGCGUGCAGGUGAGUUCAUGAGGCUGGCGGAGCUGCCGCGCCUCGCCGACCUCGUGUUUGUGGGAAACCCUCUGGAGGAGAAGCACUCGGCCGAGGGGACGUGGAUGGGCGAGGCCACGAAGAGACUCCCCGGCCUGAGGAAGCUGGACGGCGAGCGUUUGAAAACAGGGACGAUCAGCCAAUCAGCAGAGGCCUCGCCUCUUCUUCUGCUGUUUCAGGAAUCCCAGUCAUCAAGCAGGAGGGAGAAGACGGAGAGGCUUGACCCGUGCGGCCCUCGGAGUCGUCCUGUGGUUCGUCGCACCGCUGUUCGUCUUAUAACUGACUUUCUCUUUUGUAACAGCAGCUCGGGACUGUGCUGCUGGAGAACGCCUCGGCUUCUAACAGCUGUUUGCAGCUGGUCCGAUGUUACAGCUUUAAGUGACUCAGAGUUCGUGUUCAUACUUAUGACGGUUCCUCAUAGUUGGAUUUAAGAUCAGAUGAUUCAAAUAUAUUGGACGUCUGUGACACGAAACGCUGCAGGAAACUACAACAGAGUGCAUUCUGGGUUUCAGGUUUCAGCUGUGGAAGAGGCGUCCUUACCUGCAUGUAGGAUCUAUCUUCUGAUUGGUUACGACGAACAUCAAUCAGCGGCUUAUUCCCUUCCUUGGUAACGGCCUCGGACCCGGAAGUAAACACGUUAGCCGCGAAAUGCCAACAGACUGACGGCAGAGAGAACAUCUGUCCAGCUGCUGCGAUGAAGAGGAGCGCAGACGUGAACGUGAAGCAGGUGAAGCACGUGAUCGCAGCUCUGUGCAGGCUGCUGGCGGCCGCGGGGCUGGACCCCGUGCCCCCCCCGGACUCCUUCCGACGGGCCAAGUUUGGAGACGCGGUCCAGGAGGAUCCGUUUUGGCAGCUGCUCGCCGACGUCCUUCAGACCGCCGGCUUCGUUUCCUGUGACAGCUCAGAGCCAACAGCAGAGCGCAGGAAGCUCGUGGUCGCUGGCUUGUGGCAGAGCGGCUUUCACGCUGACUGGAUGUAUGAGGGAGAAGGAGGAGGCGCAGCCUCCAGCCGGGAACUCCUCCUGGCGCUCGGCUGGCUGCUCGCCACAGGAGCGCUGGAGAGCGUGGUGAUGAAGAGAGUGCAAAAGCUAGACAGGAUGCUGCUCACGUGCACACCUGUGCUGCCACACCUUCCUGCUGACCUCCAUGUAGACUCCGCCUCCCUGAGGAGACUCCAGUGGCUCAUUGGCUGCCUGAGACAUCAGAGACGGAUGCUGCUGUCGAUGCUACGAGAGCAAACCCGAGCUCUGCACGCUGUUCUUUCUGUGAGCGUCGCCGCGGCGCCGUCCUCUGCGCAGAGCUCUGCGGCACUCGAGGAGGACUGCGUUUGUCUGCAGCAGCUGUGCAGCCUCCUGGAGGCGUACCUGAAGUGGAAGCAGGUGGAGGACGUCUUCUGGACUUGGAUGGACAGCGUUGUGGACCUGAAAGAUCCCAUCACCGGGAGGCCCAAACAUCUAACCAAUGAGAACCCUGAAGUGUGUUGUCAUGGAAACAGCAGGCUGGAGAAGCUGGAGGCGGUGCUGCUGAGACUGCCUGCAGCUCAGAGAGGACAGAGGAGACAAGGAGGAGAUGGUAAGGACAGAGAAGGAGGAGAGAGGACUCGGGGAGGGUUUGGCGUCUCCUUGUCCCUCCCUCCCGUUCUCUCCUCCUUCCCUUCCUUGCCUUCCCUCUCACAAGUCUGCCGAGCGAGGCCUCGGCUGGAGGAGCCGAGGAGGCGCCCGGCCAGAGGCCCCGGCGGGCAGGCGGAGCCUCCAAACGAGCUCCCGGCGUCCGAGGCCAUGGCGCUGCUUCUUCAUGAAGAGGCCGUGCUGAUGAAGAGGAGGGACGAGCAGAGGCUGACCAACAGGACGAAGCUGCAGGAGACGAUCGGCAGGCUGGACGAGCUGGUGCUGAUUCCACCGUGAG
Molecule: messenger RNA, 3663 nt
Organism: Pelmatolapia mariae (spotted tilapia)
Lineage: Eukaryota; Metazoa; Chordata; Actinopteri; Cichliformes; Cichlidae
Gene: tedc1
Product: tubulin epsilon and delta complex 1
Exons: 9
Coding region: 2454-3662 (402 amino acids)
Source: RefSeq, a predicted model, not a curated record